Molecule: messenger RNA, 3690 nt
Organism: Kogia breviceps (pygmy sperm whale)
Lineage: Eukaryota; Metazoa; Chordata; Mammalia; Artiodactyla; Physeteridae
Source: RefSeq, a predicted model, not a curated record
CUCUUCGAGGACCUAAUGGGGCAAUGGGUGACCAGGCUGGUCCCCCUCCUUCUCCUCCUGCUCCCUCGGCAGGGCGCUGAAGCCUGUGGCACCACGGGGUGCUGUUUUCAGGAUCCGCCGUAUCCGGAUGCAGACUCAGGCUUAGCUUCGGGCCCCCGAGACCUAAACUGCUACCGGAUACUCAGCAACGCUGGUUACGAAUGUUCCUGGGAAUAUGAGGGCCCCGCAGCUGGGGUCAGCCACUUCCUGAGAUGCUGCCUCAAGCCUGGGCGCUGUUGCUACUUUGCCGCAGGCUCAGCCACCAAGCUGCAGUUCUCCGACCAGGAUGGCAUAUCCGUGCUCCACGCUGUCACUCUCUGGGUGGAAUCCCGGGCUGCCAACUGGACAGAGAAGUCCCCCAACAUUACCCUGAAGCUCUACAGCUCAGUUAAAUACGACCCUCCCCCACGAAACAUCAAGGUGUCCAGGUCAGCGGGGCAGCUGCUCAUGGAGUGGGAGACCCCAGCCCACCAAGAUGGUGCUGAGGUACAGUUCCGGCACCGGACACCUGGCAGCCCAUGGAAGUUGGGCGACUGUGGACAUCAGGAUGAUGCUGGCUUCGAGUCAUGCCUCUGCGCCUUGGAGAUGGACACGGCCCAGGAAUUCCAGCUGCGGCGACGGCUGAGGCCGAGGGUCCCCGGAGGUCCCUGGAGCAGCUGGAGCAGCCCUGUGUGCAUCCCCCCUGAACCACCCCCACAGGCCAAGGUGAGGUUCUCGGUGGAGCAGCUCCGCCCAGAUGGGAGGAGGCAGGUGACCUUGCAUGAGCAGCUGCCCCGGCUGGAGCUUCCGGAAGGCUGCCUCGGUCCCGACUCAGGCAUGGAGGUGACCUACCAUGUCCACCUGCAUAUGCUGUCCUGCCCAUGUAAGGCCAAGGCCACGAGGACUCUGCGCCUGUGGAAAAAGCUAAUGCUCUCGGGUGCCGCCUAUGACCUGACUGUCGUUUCCCGGAAUCGCUUUGGCCUUGGUCCCAACCAGACAUGGCACAUUCCUGCCUACACCCACUCAGAACCAGGGGUUCUGAAUAUUAGUACCGGAGCCAACAGGACCACCAUGCAUUGGCCAGCCCGAGCCCAGGGCGUGACGUACUGCAUUGCGUGGCAGCCCCAGGGCCAGGACGAGAGCCUUGCCACCUGCACCCUGACGGCACCCCAGGACCGGAACCCUGCUGGAAUGGCGACGCACAGCUUGAGCCAAGCAUCUGGGGCAAUGUGGCAGAAGGAGUGUUACCGCAUCACUAUCUUUGCCUCUGCACACCCGGAGAAGCCCACCUCGUGGUCCACUGUCUUGUCCACCUACCACUUUGGAGGCAAUGCCUCAGAGGCCGGGAGCCCACAACAUGUGUCUGUAAAGAAACUCAGCCAGGAUUCAGUGUCCGUGGACUGGACACCAUCUCUGCUGAGCACCUGCCCCGGCGUCCUGAAGAAGUACGUUGUGCGCUGCCAGGAUGAGGCCAGCAACCAAGUAUCCGAGCUGUCAGUGAAAGCCACAGAGACCCAGAUCACCCUCCAGGGCCUGCGGGCUGCCACAGCCUACAAGGUGCAGGUUCGAGCAGACACAGCCAAGUGGCGGGGCGCCUGGAGCCAGCCCCUGCGCUUCACCAUCGAGGCAGGAGGUGGCUCUCCCCCAGCCCAAGCUCUUCUGCUUCCAGAAGUCCAGGUUUCUGAGUUGUCCGAUUUGUCCAUCUUCCUUGCAUCUUUGGGGAGCUUCGUGAGCAUCCUUCUCCUGGGAAUCUUUGGGUACCUCGGCUUGAACAGGGCUGUAAGGCACCUGUGCCCACCCCUGCCCACACCUUGUGCCAGCACUGCGGUGGAGUUCUCUGGCAGCCAGGGGAAGCAGGUUUGGCAGUGGACCAGCCCGGCAGACUUCCCGGAGGAGGUGUCCCAGCAAGAGGCCCUGGUGGUGAACAUAUCCUGGGACAAAGGAGAGCGAGCUGACGUGGACACAGCUGGGUUUCUCAAGGAGAAGAUGGAGCUGCCUCUGGGUGCCCCUGAGCCAGCCCUGGACACGGAGCUGCCCUUGAAGGACAGGAAAUGGGUGCAGGGAUGCCCUGACGCUGGGACUCUGGGGCCUGGCCGGAAGGACAGUCUGGAGGACAGCCCUACUCAGGCAGCUGGACUCCUGCUGCUCCUGGGAGACCUAAGGCAGACUCCCAAACUCUGUUCCCAGGGAGAAACAGAAACAUCUGCCUCCUCUUACAGAUAGGAAGACCAAUGAUCGCAAUCACGACAGUUGGUUAUUAAGUGCUUAUUGCAUACCCAGCCCGUUCUUUCCAGACACGUGAUGCCCUGAAUCCCCAUAACCGCCUUGAGGUACAUGGCUGUCUUAUUAACCUAUUUCAGUGAGCCUCAGUGAGGUUCAGAGAGGGCGAGUGGCUGGCCUGUGGCCACACAACACAGGCAGGAGUCUAACCCAGGCGGAGUUAACUCAGACCCCAUCCCCACUGCCCAGGCUCUGGCCUCAGUGCCCCCCACCAACACCCACUCUGUCCAGAACUGGUUGCCACAUGUCCUGUGGUGGGAACCCUAGAAACCGCCAUGAAGUGGGAGCUGCUACCCAGGUCCAGGGCCUGGCAUCCAUGGAGCAGGGCGCUGUUGGCCUGUUGGGGGUGUGUGGGAUAGACUGGAGGGGGGCCCAAAGGGUCUCAGGCUGAUCCCAGGGUCCUGGGCUGGGCAUCCUGUCCCAGAAGCAUUGGAUGGGGAAUCUGGGCGCAGAGUUCCUGGCUGCAUUGCAGGGUCUCCAGGCUUGGGGGAUCUAGGUGUGAGGAAAAGAAUGGGGCCUCUAAGCAUUCUGAGGGGGGCAUUGGCCCCUCCCUGGCCUCAGACUCCUCCCCUAUAAAAUGGGGGUGAAAAAAUAAAAUAAAAUAAAAAAUGAAAUGGAAACGCGGCUGCUUCUUUCACUAUGGCUCAUUACAAAGCCACCCAUCAGUUCUGGAGGUACUUGGAGAAGUCGGGGGUGCUGGACACGCUGACCAAGGUAUUGGUAGUCUUAUAUGAAGAACCAGAGAAACCUAAUAGUGCUUUGGAUUUUUUAAAACAUUGCUUAGGAGCUGCUACCCCAGAAAAUCUAGAAAUAGAGCUGCUUCGCCUAGAAUUGGCAGAAAUGGAGGAGAAAUAUGAAGCUAUUGUAGAAGAAAAUAAAAAACUGAAAACAAAAGAGAAAGUUCAGUAAACUUAUGGUGGAGGGGGAGAAAAUACCUUACUAUAAGCCAAAACAUCUUUGGGAAGAUGUAGAUUAUUGCAUAUCAAGUAUUUGUGCAGUGCAGUUAUGAAUGGGAUUUAAAUUUUAGUUUCCCAGUAAUUUUAAAGAUUUAUAUAAAAAGAGUUUUCAUUAGGUUUGAUUGUAUUAAAUAUUGAAAAUCACUGAGUGGUUUAAAAAGAUAGGACGGGGACUUCCCUGGUGGCGCAGUGGAUAAGAAUCCUCCUGCCAAUGCAGGGGACACAGGUUCGAUCCCUGGUGCGGGAAGAUCCCACAUGCCCCAGCGCAACUAAGCCCGUGUGCCACAACUACUGAAGCCCACAUGCCUAGAGCCCGUGGUCCGCAACAAGAGAAGCCACCGCAGUGAGAAGCCCAUGCACCACAAUGAAGAGUAGCCUCCGCUCGCCACAACUAGAGAAAGCCUGCACGCAUCAAUGAAGACCCAAUGCAGCCAAA